Messenger RNA from Rhinolophus ferrumequinum (greater horseshoe bat), 789 nucleotides. Its product is annotated as obg-like ATPase 1. The record is from RefSeq and is a predicted model, not a curated record. Lineage: Eukaryota; Metazoa; Chordata; Mammalia; Chiroptera; Rhinolophidae. Gene Ontology annotation, molecular function: ATP hydrolysis activity. Gene Ontology annotation, cellular component: cytoplasm. Bases 51 to 383 code for a protein of 110 amino acids. The transcript has a single exon.
GUCUGCCACUGCCGCUGGGACCCCCGGUGUCAUUACCCUCCCCGAACACGAUGCCCCCCAAGAAGGGAGGUGAUGGAAUUAAACCACAUCCAAUCAUUGGAAGAUUUGGAACCUCCUUAAAAAUUGGCCCAGAUGAAGUGCGUGCAUGGACCAUCAGGAAAGGAACGAAGGCUCCUCAAGCUGCAGGAAAGAUUCACACAGAUUUUGAAAAAGGAUUCAUUAUGGCUGAAGUAAUGAAAUACGAAGAUUUUAAAGAGGAAGGUUCUGAAAAUGCAGUCAAGGCUGCUGGAAAGUACAGACAACAAGGCAGAAAUUAUAUUGUUGAAGAUGGAGAUAUUAUCUUCUUCAAAUUUAAUACACCUCAGCAACCGAAGAAGAAAUAAAUUUUAGUUACUGCUCAGACAAACAUACAAUUUCCAAAAGGCGAAUGAUUUUUUUUUUAAUUAAAAUUUCUGAAAACUGAAGGGACAAAGUUGAGGGGGUGGGAAUCUUCUACAAACAGAAUUAUUUUUAUUUGUUUUAAAAUUAAAAUACUGUGCACCCCCAAUGAAAUGCAAGUUCACUAACGUGAACAGCUUUGCUUUUCACAUGAUUAAGACCGUACUCCAAAUUGUAGAAGCUUUUCAGGAACCAUAUUACUCUCAUGAUACUUCAUUAAUCUCCAUCAUGUGUGCCAAGCCUGACACAUCUGACAGUGAGGACAAUGUGGCUUGCUCCUUUUUGAAUCUACAGAUAAUGCAUGUUUUACAGUACUCCAGAUGUCUACACUCAAUAAAACAUUUGACAAAA